Molecule: messenger RNA, 222 nt
Organism: Rodentolepis nana
Lineage: Eukaryota; Metazoa; Platyhelminthes; Cestoda; Cyclophyllidea; Hymenolepididae
Source: the annotation of a GenBank genome assembly
AUGUCUGUUUGUUGUGACGUGUCCUCACCACGUCUGGACCUGGAAGAGGGGAAUUGCAAGUCUAGACGACUGUCUGCUUGUGUUGCUUGCUGCGUGCCGAAAGAUGAGAGGGGAAUUGCAGAUAGAUGUGUCUGUGGUACGGAGUCAGACGUGCGGCUGUUGAUUCGCUCUAUUGCUCAAGCACUGGAUGUGGUAGUGGGCGAUCCAAAAAAUUAUCUCUAA